Messenger RNA from Jaminaea rosea, 2358 nucleotides. RefSeq lists its product as hypothetical. Gene Ontology annotation, molecular function: protein binding. Gene Ontology annotation, cellular component: nucleus. The coding region runs from base 322 to 2274 and encodes 650 amino acids. Lineage: Eukaryota; Fungi; Basidiomycota; Exobasidiomycetes; Microstromatales. The transcript has a single exon. The record is from RefSeq and is a predicted model, not a curated record.
GGCGAAGGAGAAAUCCAAGGGGCAAGGGGCGUGGCGGAGGCUAGCGAGGGACAGCUUGAGAAAUGGAGAAGAGUAUUUGUCACGUAUCUGCGUCGUGCUGUUUGCUUGCUUCCUCAAUCACCAAUAACAGCAUCUCCUUGUCGCCUCCUCUUCUUGGCUGUUCGUGCAGCAUCGUGCUGCGUGUGUCGUGUGCCUUACCUCGCAUCUAAAGUGCGCGCCCCACCGCUUUCCUUUCUCUUCCUUCUCGAGCACGACUGCAACCGCCGGGAUGCUAGCAAGGUAACGGUACUUUGCGGUUCCAAGCCUAGCCCAAGGAGGAAUAUGUCCUCGAGGUCGUCCUCAAGCAUGCGUGCGACGUCAAACUCGUCUCUUGAACUCAAGGCUCUUCCCGGCAAAGGUCGCUCCCUCAUCUGGUCUCCCCUCGACCAGGAUACGGUGUGUCGGGCAGGUACGCCCCUCCUUACCCUAGACCCCAUCGCAGCCGUCCUCGACACGAGCGAGUUAGAUCUGCGGUGUGCCCAUUGCUACCGAACAGCUGCUGAAAGUGACGGCGAGAAAAGUAGACUAAAGAGGUGCAAAGGCUGUCAGACGAGCCGGUACUGCUCCACCGAGUGUCAGAGAUUGGAUUGGGCAUUUGUGCACGACAAGGAAUGUCGCGCACUACAGGGUUGGAGAGUUGCGGCAGAGAAUUCGAUAAGACGAGACGGUGCUGGCCCUUCAUCAUCGAGCAGCACAUCCUGUCCCUUCGUGAUACCCGAUACGCGCAAUCGCCUCCUCUCCCGUCUUCUCUGGACUGACUCGCUCCACGAAAGGCAACAAGGUCUAGCCUCCUUUGACGACCUAGAAUCGCACAUGUCCACCAAGAUGCAAGACCCAAGCGAGCAAGCCAUCAUCCUCCGUCUCGCACAGGGCGUACUCCGUUUCGCGGGCAUGGGCCUCGGCCUGCGGCAUGAUGAUGUCCCUUCACCCACUUUACUGGGCCAGCUGGGCUUAACAAGCUUGACAGGGUUGGUCAAGUUAAUCUGCCAGUCGCACGCGAACGCUUUCCUCCUCACUACAGGUGAUCAAUGCGCCAUUGGCCUAGCCGCUUCGCCUGCUAUCGCUAUGGCCAACCACUCUUGCAGGCCGAAUGCUGCCCACUCCUUCCCCUGGGGCCCAUCCUCCUCUUUCCCCAAAGUAGGAGCCAGUAAGGGGGCAAUGCGACUGGUUGCCAUUCGGGAUAUCAAGCCUGGAGAAGAGGUCACGACGGCGUAUAUCGAUGUGGCAGAUCCGUACGAGGCCAGGACACAAAAGCUUCAGAGAGACUACUUUUUCGACUGCGUGUGCGAGCUCUGUGCAGGGGACAAGAGGAAAUCAGAGGCUUGGGCACGCCGAGGUUACAGCCCUACACCAGAUCCACGCGACGCGCUCUGGUGUCCUCGAUACCCAGCGUGCAAAGGAUGGAUCGCUCGCCCUUCCUCUGGGUUCACACGACCAACGACACUGCGAUGCUCUUCUUGCGCCACAGCCCGCCAGAAUCUCGAUGCUGCAGAGCUUCUCCGUCAGCUCUCGUUGCUGCAGAGGCAAGCAAAGACGCUACUGAGCGUCGCGACGGCAUCCGACUCUUCCAUGUCGACACGAGAGCUGCUACACCUCUGGACCGAGUCGUAUCGGCCCCUGCUUGAGGGCCUCGCACCGAAGAUGCUGCCAAGCUCCCUGCCCCUUAAAGAAGUGCUACACGCAGCAAAGGACGUCCUCAGCCAGCUGUACGGACGCCUCGAAGCGGAAGGGGCCGUCAACAGCGUAACAGCAGACGACGUGAUAGACGCCGGAGCACGGCUGGCCAUGAUGGACGCAGCAGCCCUGGGCUUCGCUUUAGACGACGCAACAAGCAAGAGCGAGCCAGCACUCUACUCACGAGGUCAUCCUGGUCGCGGCGUACAACUCUGUCUUGCAGGGCGGUGGCUUUUGUCGGCUUCGUCGCCCUCUGGCUGUAGCUCCUACCCGCCUUCCAGUCAGUCGUGGUCGCGCCUGCUCUCCCCAAAGCUCUUCCCUGUGCAAGGGCCUUACGCAGAUGCCCAAGCGGACUCCAAUAUGUCUGCGAUGGAGACGGCAGAGGUGCGAGCAAAGUGGGCACGAGCCGUACUGGAAGAGGCAGAACGGUCAGCCAGAUUGGGGUACGGUGAAGAUGUCCAGGGCGGCGAAGUCGGCAGAAAUGCGCGGCAAGCGCUGAAGGAGAUGGAUGAGGGGCGAAGAGUCACAGGUUCAGCUAGCAGGGGAUGUGCAGGAAAGUAAUUGCUCUUGUGAUUUUGCGGAUUCGAGAUCGAACAAGAUAGAAAAGGGGGAGUUGGAGUUGAUGGUGAUGUUAUCGUCACCGAG